Molecule: messenger RNA, 204 nt
Organism: Vairimorpha ceranae
Lineage: Eukaryota; Fungi; Microsporidia; Nosematidae
Exons: 1
Coding region: 1-204 (67 amino acids)
Source: RefSeq, a predicted model, not a curated record
AUGAACCAUGAUCAAGAAAUUACAAAACUGUUAGCUAAAGUUAUGCACAACAGCUACAAAAGAAAAGAAGUAAAUGAAUGCAUAUAUAGAAUAUUUUACAAAAUGGAAAAGAUUUUAAAUACAGAUAAUUUAGAUGAAGAUAUAGAACAUCUUAAGGAUGAAUAUUCAGCUAUUCUUAAAGAAAUAAAUAAAUAUAUGUCUUAG